Hevea brasiliensis (rubber tree) is the source of this 2804-nucleotide messenger RNA. RefSeq names its product probable galacturonosyltransferase 7. The record is from RefSeq and is a predicted model, not a curated record. Gene Ontology annotation, molecular function: polygalacturonate 4-alpha-galacturonosyltransferase activity. The transcript has 10 exons. Lineage: Eukaryota; Viridiplantae; Streptophyta; Magnoliopsida; Malpighiales; Euphorbiaceae. The coding region runs from base 317 to 2227 and encodes 636 amino acids.
UGUUUUUUUCCUUAAAAUAAAUAAAAAAGAAAGAUUGUUUAAUUUUGGCGUCAUCUGCAAAUCUUUCCCAACUGUAUCUGUAUCGUUCUGAGAAAGUAGAAAGAGAGAGUUAGAGUGUGUGUAGGCAAUGAAAAGCAAAGAUUAAGAUUCCUAUGGCGGAAUGCAAUUUUUAUAAUAAUAAUUACUAAAUGUACCACACCACCACUACUCUACCCUGACACACACCCCCACAGCAUUCGGCGGAGUUGCUCAAUACUAAGGUGUAGGAGAAGGGAGGAGUCAGAGCCGGAGGCGGAGGCGGAGGCGGAGGAGGGAAAUGAAAGGUGGAGGCGGGGGUUAUCCCGGGAAAAGGCGAUGGAGGUGUCUGGUUAUAGGCGUACUUUUCCUCGUCGUCCUUUCUAUGCUUGUUCCCCUCGUCUUCUUGCUCGGCCUUUACAACGGUUUUCACUCUUCUGGAUACGUCUCUGAUUGGUCAAGUUCUAGUUCUGAUUCGGAUUCAAAUGGAGCUAGAGUUGAUCACGGCACUCAUCUGAUCCAUCAUAAGAGUGACCAAUCAAAUAUACAGGAAAUUAUAGAUCAUUUUGCGCCAACCCUUCCAAGUCUAGAGGGUGCUUUAAGAAAUCAUAUAAAUGAAGUGAGAAAUGUAAGUAGCACUACAAGCGUAAAGAAUGAUGGCGAACAACAACAGAAAGGCACCCCAAUGCCACAUCAUUCUUUGCCACGACCACUUUCUGUUGGAAAUCAUAAUGAUAAAGCUGGUACAACAAAAGUAACUAAAUCCACUAAAAAUGUAGGCGAGGACAAUGAAAAAUUAUGUGAGCUGAGAUUCGGCAGUUAUUGCAAAUGGCGCAAAGAACAUAGAGAAGACAUGAAGGAUUCUGUGGUGAAGAAAUUAAAGGACCGGCUUUUUGUUGCUAGAGCAUAUUUUCCAAGUAUUGCCAAACUUCCUGCACAGAACAAGUUGUCUCAAGAAUUGAAACAAAAUAUUCAAGAAUUUGAACGUAUUCUUAGUGAAAGUACAACAGAUGCUGAUCUUCCAUCACAAAUUGAGAUGAAGUUACAGAAGAUGGAAGUUGCAAUAGCCAAAGCCAAAAAAUUCCCUGUGGAAUGUCAUAAUGUUGACAAGAAAUUGAGACAAAUACUUGAUAUGACUGAGGAUGAAGCUAACUUUCACAUGAGGCAGAGUGCAUUUCUCUAUCAGCUUGCAGUUCAAACCAUGCCAAAGGGUCUUCACUGUCUGUCCAUGAAACUGACCGUUGGAUAUUUCAAUUCUUCUUUAUAUGAUAGGGCACCCCUUCCAUCUGAGAAAUUUUUGGAUCCUAACUUGCAUCACUAUGUUAUAUUCUCCAAUAAUAUACUUGCUUCUUCAGUUGUUAUCAACUCAACUGUUACACAUGCAAGAGAUAGUGGCAAUCUGGUUUUUCAUGUGCUGACGGAUAAACAAAAUUAUUUUGCAAUUAAGUUAUGGUUCUUCAGGAAUGCUUAUAGAGAAGCCGCCAUUCAAGUGUUGAACAUUGAACAUCUUGACCUAAACUAUCAUGAUAAGGCAUCUUUGUUAAGCAUGUCCUUGCCUGUAGAAUUUCAUGUUUCUUUUCUAGGUGUUGAUAGUCCAUCUGCAACUCAUUUAAAAACAGAAUACAUAUCUGUUUUUUCUCAUGCUCACUAUCUUCUUCCAUAUAUAUUCCAGAACUUGAAGAAAGUUGUGGUUCUGGAUGAUGAUGUUGUUGUGCAGCAAGACUUGUCCAAUUUGUGGAAUCUCAACAUGGGAGGGAAAGUAAAUGGUGCUGUGCAAUUGUGUUCAGUGCGGUUGGGUCAGCUCACCAGUUAUUUGGGUGAAAAUAGUUUUGAUAAAAAUUCUUGUGUUUGGAUGUCUGGAUUAAAUGUAAUUGAUCUUGCUAGGUGGAGAGAGCUGGAUCUUACUGAAACUUACCGGAAAUUGGGACAACAGGUUAGCAAGAUGACACAAUCAAUUGAAGCUUCUGCAUUGAGUGCAAGCUUGCUUACCUUUCAGGACCAAAUUUAUGCUCUUGAUAACAUGUGGGCUUUGUCAGGAAUGGGGCAUGAUUAUGCACUUGAUGUGCAAGUCAUUAAGAAUGCUGCAGUAUUGCACUAUAAUGGAAUGAUGAAACCUUGGCUGGAGCUAGGAAUCCCAAAGUAUAGACGCUAUUGGAGAAGUUUUCUAAACCGUGAUGAUCAUUUCUUGAGGGAGUGCAAUGUACAUCAAUGACAGUCAUUGGUCAGGUUGCCGUGUUUUCCGGAAAAUAUAGGCUCGAGAAGGAUGAAUGUGUAGAUGUUUAUUUUUUUGGUACUGAGAAUUUUUCUUUGAGCUGGGUUACCAAAGGGCAACCGGCAAUACGGUAUAACACCCUUCUGAAUUUUUGAUAAAUAGAAAAAGGAAGAAUGUUUUCUGUUUUCUAGCAAAGCAGAAGGGAUUUGUGACUGCUAGCCAAGCCUGGAGGAUUUGAUGUAUGAAAUGCGAGUUAUUGGUUCAACAGGUGAGGGGAAACUUCAUUCUCUGGUUCUUAUUUUGGUAAAUCUAGAGAGACCCGAAUGCUUGACGCUAACAAUAAUCAUGUGCAAGGAAAGGUGUGCCUUUACAUUUAUAUGAAGAAGUUUGAGUUGGCAUUCAUGAUGUAAAUGAUGGAUGGGAAAUCAAGUAGUCUUUUGACAGUCAUACUAAAUUAAUUCUUUUCAGGUUCUAUUAUUUGAAUUAGAAUUCCUUUUUUUUUUUUUUUUUUUUAGAAAGUCACUGGCUAAUCUUUACUUUUUGUGUCAGUCUAAUGAUAAGUUUCUUCUUUUAUUAA